AUGCACGGAAUACCCAGAAACCACACCAUCGAUGAGAAGAAGAAACAAAUUUUGAAGGAAAAGAUCCAAGUCUUUUCUGCACUCCGAAGCGAUCUGCUCAAGAACAAGCACGACAAGAUUUUUUCGUAUGAUGCCCUUUCUAAAAUCGAGAAAACUCUCUACAUUUCUCCCGAGUUUUAUACGUUGUGGAAUUAUCGGAAGGAAAUUAUAACUCAUCUUACUGAAGAGAAUGAAGAAAUUAAGAACUCAAAUGAAAAGAAAAAGGAAUUAUACGAAGGAGAAUUACAGUUGACUCAAACCAUUCUCAGCAAGCAUCAUAUCAAAUCAUAUGCCACAUGGCACCAUCGUUGUUGGAUUAUGCAAAAGCUUGACUCCGGUUAUUGGGAGAAUGAUCUCAAAUUAACUGCACAACUGUUGAGUUACGACAAUCGGAAUUUCCACUGUUGGAAUUAUAGAAGAUUUAUCUUACAACUGCUUGACAGAAAACCCUCUGCUGAAUUGGAAUAUUUGUAUGGAAUGUUGGACGAUGUACAAAAUUAUUCUGCGUGGCAUAAUAGAUCUGCUCUCCUCGUUGAAUACUCGGAAAAAGAAUCAAUACCAUUCACAGAAGUUGUGAAUCAAGAAUAUGAUUUGUGUACCAACGCUUUCUACACUGAACCCUCCAAUCAGAGUGCUUGGAUCUAUCACCGCUGGUUGCUCGCUUCACCUGAGGGAAAGACUUUAAAAUCUAAAGACCUCGAAACAUGUAACGAAUUGUUAGACAUGAUGACAGGUUUGAAGAAUCCAAAAGAUGAAAAAUGGUGUCUUGUUACUAUUGUGUUGAACAUGUUGGACGAGGAAUCUCUCGGAGAUGCUGAAAAAGAGACUGUCAUCACUCAUCUCAACAAACUCGUUCAAUUGGAUCCAACACAUAAGGGAUACUACCAUGAUAUUCGUAGCGACUUUUUAUUGAAACAUUACACAAACAGAGACAAUUUUGAAAAGCUUGUCGUCCACUCAAUGCAAAUUUCAAGAAUGCACAUUCUCAACACGUUACCAGAAUUUUUUGCACAACUCAAACACAUCGAUCUCUCAAACAACAAUAUCACUUUAAUUCCAACUUUAAAAUUGGAACAGUUGGAAGAAUUGAUAUUGGACAAUAACAAGAUUAGAUUCCUCGGAGGCCUUACCCAGUUGAAAAAGCUGACAAAGCUCUCCUUAAACAAUAACGCCAUUGUCAAAAUUCCCAAUGUGCUUGUUAAUGCAACCGUUUCACAACUAUUCUUGGAAGGAAAUCCUGUUGUCAACACACAAUCAUUCACACAAAACAAAUCGGUGGCAUUUCCAUCUCUCUCUUAA
Naegleria fowleri is the source of this 1338-nucleotide messenger RNA. RefSeq lists its product as uncharacterized. The coding region runs from base 1 to 1338 and encodes 445 amino acids. Gene Ontology annotation, cellular component: Rab-protein geranylgeranyltransferase complex; cytoplasm. The transcript is spliced from 5 exons. Lineage: Eukaryota; Heterolobosea; Eutetramitea; Acrasida; Naegleriidae. Gene Ontology annotation, biological process: protein geranylgeranylation. Gene Ontology annotation, molecular function: Rab geranylgeranyltransferase activity; protein binding. The record is from RefSeq and is a predicted model, not a curated record.